Molecule: messenger RNA, 2016 nt
Organism: Trypanosoma theileri
Lineage: Eukaryota; Euglenozoa; Kinetoplastea; Trypanosomatida; Trypanosomatidae
Exons: 1
Coding region: 1-2016 (671 amino acids)
Source: RefSeq, a predicted model, not a curated record
AUGAAGGUGAUGAACACAGAAGGAGUACAAUCAAUAGAGCUGCAGUCCUGUGAAGUGCAAGACGAGUGCUAUGUGCGUAACGACACACACAACGUGAUGCCCUCCGAGCAUUAUGGGGAAUCUGGAGCACUGCAUCGAUGGAAGAAGGAGAAGAAUACAACGACAUCACUGUUCCAUCAAAGACUCUCGUUGCAACAGGUGCUGCGUGUCCUUGUGGUGUUAUGGCUACUACUGCCCAUACCAAACCCAUUUCUCUGCUAUGCCACAGUUACUAUUACACAUCGUAUUUUGGAAACCAUUACCGAUUGCUUUCCUAAUAUUGUGGUCUCCCCCAGUCAAACAACACAAUACUGCGAUGUGUACAAUAUCGAUACUCGGAACCCCCCCUUGUUUGUGAAGCUUGGGUAUUACCACAAUGGUGGACUCAAUCCUGGAUGGACAGCUUAUUUUCUGAGGGGAACAAAUCUCAUUAGAUUUGUGCCCAACAGUGAAGCUGCUUCAGGGGAUAUGGGUCUUGUCAUUCUGGACAAUACUCCGGGAAAGCGUUCUGAUGUACUUUCGGAAAUAUUCCCCUUAAAGUUUAUGAAUAUCAAAGAAACAAAGGCAUGGUUUUCUUCUACCAGUGCCUAUUAUGGGUUGAAGACAAUGAUGCAGACAAAUUUCCCAAAUUCCAGUGAUAUUCAGAACUACCUGCUGGUUCCUCCUCUGUCAGACUGUUAUACCAUCGCAAAAAAAUGUACUGUUGCUACUGGAUGUCACAAAUUGACGACUUCUGCAUCCUUUCCUAUUCCUGGGAACUAUUCAGUAUGCUUAACCGCGAGUGGAUGGCGAGACCACUACUUGCCGUGGGGUGCAAUUCCCCUCGAAGUGAGAGUGCUGGUGCCAAACGAGCUGUAUAUGAACACUCGCGGGAAAAACACACUGUUGCUCCAGGACGCAGUGACGGGUGCAAAUGUGGCUGAUAUGAACAGUGUGUUCCUGGUGAAGUGCCCAUACAGUGGGUGUCCACGCGUGACGCCAAACAGCGGUGUGCAGGCAGUGAGUGUUGAUGUGUGUACUGGGUCCGCUGUCACGAAUCGUGUGUACUUCUCUGCUGAUGGUACUCUCAAUUCUACAACAGCAGGUGACUACGCUGCCUGCGCGGAUUAUGGGGCAGAGGUAGGUAUUUCUCCCGCUGCACUUCCGGUAAGAGUAUUGCAGGAUCCCUUUGUUUUCAAUGUCACUGUGAUUACAAACACGUUGGUGACGAUUGAUGUGCGUGGGGGUGAUCUCUCAUGGAGGAAAGAGUCAUAUGAAGUGUGUGCGGUGCUGCCGGAUACACCGUGUGAGUCUGUGGCUACUGCUCAAGAUUCCGUGUGUGUGAGUAGUCGCUUCCCAAAUUCCCCAUCUGUUGAUGUUGACAUCUUGAGUCUGUACAGUAAGUAUAAACUGGGUGCUGACAAUGUGACCUUUUGCUUUGUUGCAUAUAAUGUGACAUUUAACGGCCGCCUUUUUUUUCGGUCACGUGAUGUGAGGGAACCUUUUUUGCCGGAGAGUGACUCAGCAGCUUCUGUGCCGGGGGGUGAUUCAGCAGUGGCGCCAAGUUCGAAUAAAUUAUCUGUUGCUGCCAUUGUUGGUAUUGUUAUUGCAGGUGUGGUUGUUCUUGUUAUUGUGGCUGUCAUUCUGUUUUUUGUACUGCUGCGUCGGCGACAACAACAAGAACAACGAAGAGAAAAGGUGCAGAUGGAUACUGUGGAGUCUCAAUCCACAAGUAAAACAGUUGCCAAGAAGAACACUCGGAACCCUCUGAAAUCUGCUACAACGACUGGAUCUUCGACAUAUUCUGCUGUAUCUAGAAAUACAGUUAGUUCUGUACGAAGUGAUAACGCCUGGAACAGUGAUGAUUCUGUUAGCAGCGUACUGUCUUGGGGUGACGCUGGACGCAGCGAAGGACAUAUGCGGGAUUCACCCGUGCCUUUUUACGACAUAUGGUCAUGGUAUAUUUCUCCCACCGUUACAGAAGUUAAUGAUGAUUAG